Marmota monax (woodchuck) is the source of this 5583-nucleotide messenger RNA. RefSeq names its product Ras association domain family member 8 (gene Rassf8). The transcript is spliced from 6 exons. The coding region runs from base 322 to 1581 and encodes 419 amino acids. Gene Ontology annotation, biological process: signal transduction. The record is from RefSeq and is a predicted model, not a curated record. Lineage: Eukaryota; Metazoa; Chordata; Mammalia; Rodentia; Sciuridae.
GGAACGCCGGCUGGGCGGCGCGGGGACUGGCACUGGGCAGCCGCCGGGCUCCGGGCGCCGCCGUGUCCCCAGCGCCGCCGAGUCCCCAGCCGCCGGCCGGCCUGCGGGAGCGGCGCAGUUGCGAAACUGAGUGCCUGUGUAGAUCCUCCCAGAAUAUCUGCCUGGUGCUGUGCUGUGCCCUUCCUCAAGACUACCUCAUAUUGGCUCUGGCUCAGAGACUCCUACGUGCUGAGUCUCUGCCUUCUCUGUGUUCUUGAAGCCAGACAUGACCUGACACUCUGAUGACUACUGUCAGGGCCUUGGGUGAUUAGCCAGUGCACCAUGGAACUGAAAGUAUGGGUGGAUGGAGUUCAGAGGAUUGUUUGUGGUGUCACCGAAGUCACAACUUGCCAGGAGGUUGUAAUAGCCUUAGCUCAAGCUAUAGGUCGAACUGGAAGGUACACACUUAUAGAAAAAUGGAGAGAUACUGAAAGACAUUUAGCACCUCAUGAAAAUCCUAUCAUAUCCUUAAACAAAUGGGGGCAGUAUGCUAGUGAUGUACAGUUAAUUCUGCGUCGAACGGGGCCAUCUCUCAGUGAAAGACCCACUUCAGAUAGUGUGGCUCGAAUUCCUGAAAGAACUUUAUACAGGCAGAGUCUCCCCCCAUUAGCCAAACUGAGGCCUCAAAUUGACAAAUCAAUCAAAAGAAGAGAACCUAAAAGAAAAUCAUUGACAUUUACAGGAGGUGCCAAAGGAUUGAUGGACAUUUUUGGAAAAAGUAAAGAAACUGAAUUUAAGCAAAAGGUGCUGAAUAACUGCAAAACAACAGCAGAUGAGUUGAAGAAACUGAUUCGUUUGCAGACAGAGAAGCUUCAAUCCAUUGAGAAGCAGUUAGAAUCUAAUGAAAUAGAAAUACGAUUUUGGGAGCAAAAGUAUAAUUCUAACCUUGAAGAGGAAAUUGUCCGCCUGGAGCAAAAGAUCAAAAGAAAUGAUGUAGAAAUUGAGGAGGAAGAAUUUUGGGAAAAUGAAUUACAGAUUGAACAGGAAAAUGAAAAGCAGCUAAAGGAUCAACUUCAAGAAAUAAGACAGAAAAUCACAGAGUGUGAAAGCAAAUUAAAGGACUAUUUGGCACAAAUCCAGACUAUGGAAAGUGGUCUUGAAGCAGAAAAAUUGCAACGGGAAGUUCAGGAGGCACAAAUCAAUGAGGAAGAGGUUAAAGGACAGAUUGGUAAGGUCAAAGGGGAGAUUGACAUCCAGGGCCAGCAGAGCUUGAGGUUGGAAAAUGGUAUUAAAGCUGUGGAAAGAUCUCUUGGACAGGCCACCAAACGACUACAGGACAAAGAACAAGAACUGGAGCAGUUGACCAAAGAGCUUCGGCAAGUCAAUCUCCAGCAGUUUAUCCAACAGACGGGGACAAAAGUUACCGUUUUGCCAGCCGAGCCCAUUGAAAUAGAGGCCUCACAGGCAGAUAUAGAAAGAGAGGCACCAUUCCAGUCUGGGUCCCUGAAGCGACCUGGUUCAUCUCGGCAGCUUCCCAGUAAUCUUCGUAUUCUACAGAAUCCUAUCUCGUCUGGUUUUAAUCCUGAAGGCAUAUAUGUAUAACAUUAUCUGUCUUUAGGGGAGAAAUCAAUAAAAGUACCAAGGACAGUCAAAUUUCUACUUUGAUUUGUGCCAAUGAUGAACAGAGGACAUGUUUCACAAAUCACCGUAUUUUUUUCUCUCCUAAAUUGCAUACCCCUUGGAGCCAUACCCUGUGCACUGAUGCUAAAGAACAAAGAAACUGUUUUCACACAUCAACAGUAUUGACAUUUUUGUCCAGCAGCUGUAAUACAAAGCCUUCAUUUUUAUUUGUAGCAUUUGAGAGCAUUGGUAAAGUAUUAUACUAUGUGUAUACAUAAAUAAACCGUGAAUUAAGAGUAAAGAGAAAUAUGUGACUGGUUUAGAUUAAUUUAUUCCUUGUAAUUGAUUAAUGUGUGAAUGUUAAUGUUUUAAUAUUUUUAUUAAUACUUAUCCUGUGAUUUAAUUAUGUUACAUAUUGUGUGAUUAUGACUGUGUGCAUGUUGUCAGACUCCAUCCAUGCAUUACGGAUUUAUAACUACACACGUGUCAUGGGGUGCUCCACCAUCCAGACUAACUCCAGAAGAACCCACUUGCAUUAAUUUCAUGAGCCUGUUUUAGCCAUUGCUUAAUUAGGUGAAGUAAUUGAGAUUUCUUUUUAAUAUGGAAUUUAAUCUUUCCUUCACAGUAUUUCCAAAUAUAUAAGUGACCACAUAACAGAAAUGUUUUUCAUGAGGUAAAUUAUACAUGUUAAAGUUUGCAGUCUUUCAUAUCAUAUUGAGCAAAAACCUAAUUGUUGUAUAUCUAUUCACACAGGCAUGGGGGUUCCUGAUACAUUAUGUGAUUUGUUUCUGCCCUGCCUUAUCAUUUACUCUCAAGGAUCCUCAGAAUUAAUAUAAUAUAUGUUAUAGAUGCCUGAGGAUCGGGUUAGUAUACUUUGUGAAUUUUGCUUCAAAUUAUAUAUUUUAAAAUAACCCAUUUCUCAUGUAUGGUCUGUUGGUAUACACGCCUACUGGUGAGUUAUUGCUUCCACAUAAUUUACUCUGUAUAUUAUGAACAACUGUGCUUUUUCUUCAGUCACUUAGGGAGAGAGUAGAUUGGAGUUAGCUCCUUUUUACCAAGGAAAUAAAGUUAAAUUUAGAGUAUAUUUUUCAUUUUUAAGUUUGACUUUUAUAGGAUAUAAAAUCUCCAUUUGUAUGUAUAUUGUUUUAUUUAUAAAGCCAAAAAUGAGUCCACAACUCCACCAUGAGUAGUGGCUUAACUGAGAUUAUCAAGUAAUAUUUAGACAGAUGCUGUCAGACACUUCUUAGCCACUUUUACUUAACCUCUGAUCAAAUUUGGUACAAUAUAAUUAAUAUUUUAAUCUGAAAUUUAAAGUAGUUUUUAGUUCUGAAGGAAGUAUAUUCUCUGUAUUACUUACAUGCAACAAAAUAAAAGUGGAUUAAUAUAGUAUUGCCAUGGUAACAAUAAAGAGAGAUAUCUUAUGCAUGAAGGCAACUUUGGAUGUUUCAACACAUUAGACUUAUUUUGGUUUAAUGAAUGCUGAGAAUGCUGCUUUAUUUAGGUUUCCUAUGAAAAAUUUUAAGAAUGACUAUGAAAAUAUAUAUAGACGCUUCUAGAGAACUGAAAGUAACAUAAUGUUGCCUUUUCUAGUCCAGCUAAGUAGUAGACCUCAACUGAACAUAUUAUUCUUUGGGUUCUUGGAGUUAUCAAAUUGGUCUUGCCAUUAUACUGUUUUGCAAAUAACUUAAGGAAAAAUGAUUCUUAACUAAGUAACCAUAACCUGUACACAUUUGCUCUCAGUUUAUAAUAUAUAUUUCAUAUCUACAUAUAUUUAAAAAUCAGAAUUAAAUGUCUAAAUAAUUUGUAGCUUUUUUGACAAUAAUGAUUUAGGUAUGCCCAAUAUAUGCCUUACUUUUAAAGAUUCCUAUCCUCUACUGAGUCAUUUUGUUGUUCAGAGAAAUUGAGACCUUAUUCACAAAGAAAAACAUUUUAUAAAUUGUAUUCUAUUUAAAUCAAAAUGUUAAACUGUAGGUGGAUUACACUUUGCAAUUAGAAAUUACAAAGAUGCCUUGGUAUACCACAAAGAAUACAAAGUCGGUAUCUAAUUUAGUAAUUGUAAAUUAUUAACAGAAUUGCCUAAUAACUUUAAAGAAAGAUAGAUAGCCUCCAACCAACUUGUAGUAGUCCUGGGUUCUCCAGCAUAGUAUCCCCAGUUAACCUCUGACUUCUUCAGGAUUUUCAAGCUGCCAAAUAAUGGACCUAGUUACACAUGAAAAUACUGUUUCCUAGAUGGGAAGAGUAUGUAAAUUUGAAUUAAUGAACACAUUUGAGCAGCAGUACUUUUUAAUCAGUCAUACUACUGGAAGCACAUAACUGAAGAAUAUUUUUAAAUCUUUUUUUUAAAACAGAGGAAAACUCAUUUCUGUAGAAACAUCUUUAAAUAUUUUAGUCUAUUUGUGAUCAUUUUUACCUAUUGUGAAUACAAAUGAAUUAGAUUAAGUGCCACAUCUUUGGAUACUUUUGGAGGGGGGAGAAGUUAAUGGUAUAAAGAAAUACCAAACAUAAAAUUUUGCAUCUAAGGGAUAAUUUAGGUUCUAAAUAAUAAAUUAGAAUACAAAUUUAUGUGUUUUUUGAAUCAUACUGUAAAGUGUUUUAUUGUGAUUUUCUACAACUAUUAAAGAUAUUAAAAUGGUUUUUUUCUUACCAAGAAAUCAUUUGAAAUAGCAUUAGUCUAUUUGACCUUUAGAAUAUCAUUAUUCUCAGAGAAUGGUACAUAGUGGGUCACCUCAGUUUUUUUCAUUUUCUUUAUAAUUUGAUUUGUUUAUAUUUGGUUUUUGUCUUAAUGCACAGGGAAUUUUUUAUGAGACUUCAAUUGGUUUUAGUAGAAAUUGCCCACUUAAUUCCCAGUCACCAAUGAGUAAAUUGUCAGUUCCUAUAUUUGCAAUUAGUAGAAAACUAGACUGAUCAAGUUAAGAUAAAACUGAAUAAUACAAUAAAAAAAUAGAAUAUGUGGUGUGAAAUGUGAAGUAUGGCCAUGUAUAAGAACAGAUAAGCACUUGCUUCCACAGUAAAAAUAAAAUGUAUCCCUGUACUAAAAGACAGCUUUCUUUGUGAAUAAGAACAAAACAGCCUUUCGAGAAAAAGAAUUCUUCAUUGAAAGACACUUAUGUGAACACUUUUCCAAGUUGGAACUGUAUUGGAUUGAAGAAAUAAUGUGGAAAAAGCAAAAACUCGAUUUUAGGCAUGCAAAGGCUGUGAGCAGUUGGGCAGUUGUACAUUGCCUUUGAAAAAUUGGGCCUUAAUUUAUAUGUAUAUAAUUGCACUGUGUUUGAAUCUCUCUUCUACAUCAAGUUGUCUUUAUAGUCUGUAUUGUAUUAAAAUUUAGCUCAUUAGUAUUACUUUUGUAUUAUGUCAGUUUUUUAAGUUGCAUGUUUCUACUGUUUGCUACAGUAUUUUUAAGUUUGGGUGAAGGCCACCAGCUGUAUCAAACAACACAACAAUCACUAUUUAUUCAGUAUUGCUGCUUUAUGUUUGCCAACCAAGCUUUCGAUGCCUGGACAGUGACUGCUAGAAAGCUGCAGGAGCUCUUUCCAAUGCAUUUUAUAUAUUUUUAGAAAUCAAAUAAAUGCAGAUAACUAUUUAGUAUACUAAUUAUAUUAAACCAGCAGAAUAUAAAGGCAAUAAAAUAUAUACUUAUAUAUGGGGGGAGGGGAAAGAUUAAAAAUAUGGGUUCACAACCAGACACGGUGAUGGCCCUAAAUGUAUUUCUCAAUGUCUUUCUUCACUGACCCUAGAAGGAUUUGAGUUGCUGCAGCUUUAAACAGAAAAUUACCACGUUCACUAGUUGUGGACUAUAAAUAUGCUUUUAGUAAUGCUUUGCUUAUGUUCAAAUAAAAAGUCUAUAAUAUGUAUUAUAUGUAACUAUUUUCUUUUGACCUCAUUUCAAAAUGUAUAUUUUCUGAUUAUUAUCAUGAGCUGUAAAGCAAAGGAUCAAUAAGUGAUAUUCCCCCAAAUAAUAAAUUUUCAGGAUUCAUUGGGGCAGAA